Molecule: messenger RNA, 1258 nt
Organism: Cephus cinctus (wheat stem sawfly)
Lineage: Eukaryota; Metazoa; Arthropoda; Insecta; Hymenoptera; Cephidae
Product: ribosome biogenesis protein BRX1 homolog
Exons: 4
Coding region: 247-1140 (297 amino acids)
Biological process (GO): rRNA processing; ribosomal large subunit assembly
Cellular component (GO): nucleolus
Molecular function (GO): rRNA binding
Source: RefSeq, a predicted model, not a curated record
ACCUGGCAUCAUUCGUAAGGUUAGGUCUAAAAUUGAGUUUGGCGUUUCCACCGAACUACCGUUCGACUCACCUCUGUUUCAACCUUGUUUCAAAUCAACUCUUAUUGCGGUGGAAACUAAGCCUAUAUAAAGAAGAACAAGAAGAAGAUUAUCGAUCACGCCUUCUAUUUGAACCGGAGCACAUUUACAACGCGCGGCAGUGAGCACUAGCACGUGUACUUUCAAAUAGAAGAAUUUUUUACAAUAAUGGUAAAGAAAGUGUUAAAAAGGAAGAGGAAAGUUGAAAAGGAGAAUGAAACUAAGGCUGAGGAACAAGAAUUACCACCUGCCAAAAGAGCAUCAGAUGAACCAGCACCUAAGAAAAUAAAAUGGAUAAACAAACAACGUGUGCUAGUUUUUGCAUCUCGUGGUAUUAACCACAGGGAUCGACAUCUGAUGGAAGAUAUUAAGACUCUUAUGCCUCAUCAUCGCCCUGAGAGUAAAAUGGAGCGUUCUAAAACUCUUCAGGUUGUAAAUGAAAUGUGUGAAAUGAAAAAUUGCAACAAAGCUUUAUUAUUUGAAGGUCGUAAGAAGAAAGACUUAUAUAUGUGGCUUUCUAAUGUUCCCACUGGACCCUGUGUAAAAUUUCUUGUUGAAAACAUUUACACCAUGGGGGAAUUAAAAAUGACUGGAAAUUGUUUGAAGGGUUCUCGUCCUCUACUUUCUUUUGAUGAUAAUUUCAGUACAUGCCCACAAUAUAGUCUGCUGAAAGAGUUGCUCACACAGAUAUUUGGAGUUCCAAAUCAUCAUCCCAAAAGUCAGCCAUUCUUUGAUCAUGUAUAUACAUUCAGUGUUCUUGAUAAUAGAAUAUGGUUCAGAAAUUUCCAAAUCCUUACUGAAGAUGGAGGAUUGGCAGAGAUUGGGCCGAGGUUUGUUUUAAAUCCUGUGAAAAUAUUUGCAAGUAGUUUCGGAGGGGAAACGCUCUGGGACAAUCCUAAUUACAUCUCACCUGCUAAGUAUCGGCAAUCAAUAAGUAAAAGAGCAGCGGGAAAAUAUCUUAAUAGGGUAGAACAAAAAUUAGCAUUGCAAGCCAAUAAGCCAGAAAAAUCAUAUGCACUAAAUCCUCUGGAUGAAAUAUUCAAAGAGGAUGUUACUACAUAAAGUAAAUGAUUCUACAUUUAAUUUAAAUCUGUAUUUUGUCACUAUACAUAUAUGUAAUACAGUGUAAUAUUAAAAAUUUAUUAAUAUAAAAUAUAGUUAAAUUCUAUUCAUUGUUAAA